AUGCAACCGAAAAGUGGUGCCGUUUUCUCGCUGGACGGGUUCCGUGCAACAUUUGACUACCUCUUCCAGAACCAGUCCAUGACCCGUGCCCAAGCCCAACAAGUCCAGCAACUGCAGAAGAAGAUUCACCAACAGUGGAACUAUAUUACGCGCCAGGAGAGGGCUACCCUCGUUCGGGCCUUGGUGUCUGCCGCCACUCGCAGCGCGAACGCUGCUGCAAAGGACAUCCAGCGUGUGAUGAUUGGCACGUACGCUUUCCAAGAUGGAGAGUUUCGACAGAAACCUCACAAGGACACCAACUACCACGGGUCAUCUCCAAGGAAGCCUAAGAAUACUCUCCAAAAGGAGGCAUUCGCUAUCCAACAACCACCGCAUUCGGCUGGAUCUCACGGUCAAGUCGACGCUCAGGGAGAUGAAAGCGAUCUUACUGGUGCAGGUCAGGCGUUUGAACUUCCCUACUUUCGCGGAGCGGAACAAUGCUGACGCUAUACACAGUCAUUGACAGCGUUCCCAACUCACCGUUUCAGCCUCUCACUCCUCAUGCGCCACAAAAAAGCGGCGCUAGCAGCUCUGCUGUGCACAAUGGCGAAGAUGCUCUCUCUCACGAAGAUUGCGUUCCUCGCGAAAUGCAUGAAGAGCUCCGACAGCAAUGGAUCCAGACCACGGAAACGAUGGCAGAGCAGCUCGAGGCCAUCAACCAGCAGAAUCAGGCCCUCGAGCAGCGAGACGACACGAUCAACCAGCAGAAUGAGGAGAUAGGAGAUUUGAGGCAGGCGUUGCGGAGCUACGACGAGCUCAAGCGGAAUAUGUUGCAUAUGUUGAAUGGGCAUGAAUAG
Molecule: messenger RNA, 836 nt
Organism: Lecanosticta acicola
Lineage: Eukaryota; Fungi; Ascomycota; Dothideomycetes; Mycosphaerellales; Mycosphaerellaceae
Source: the annotation of a GenBank genome assembly